AUGUCAAACAGGGGCGGACUGGGCAAUGAAGGCCAGGCUUGGUCAGGUUCCACAGGAUCACGGCGCGUAGGCAUCGUUCAGGUGGAGCAGAUACAAGGUCAGGGGCAAAAACAAGUUUCCCCCUGCUCUGUCACCAUGGCAGCCAAUUGGAAGGGGAAGUGGGGGGCUUUGAAGGAGCACCUUACCAGUAGCCCUCAGGAUCCUGACGCCCACCUAGAGGCCAACCUGGAGAAUGCAGACCCAGAGCUAUGCAUACGACUGUUACAGGUCCCGACCGUGGUCAACUACUCCGGCCUACGCCGUCGUCUUGAGGGCAGCGACCAGGACUGGAUGGUCCAGUUUCUGGAGCUCAAGGGACUGGACCUGCUGAUGGAGGCCCUGGAGAGGCUGUCAGGCCGCGGCUGCGCCCGCAUCGCCGACGCCCUCCUCCAGCUCACCUGCGUGGCUUGCGUCAAGGCCGUGAUGAACUCAUCAGCUGGCUUGCACUUUAUACUGGACAACAAGCGCUACGUCAGGACCCUGUCGCAAGCCCUGGACACUUCCAACACCAUGGUGAAGAUGCAGGUGUUUGAGUUGCUGGCAGCCCUCAGUCUCUUCAGCCCUCAAGGUUACCACCUAGCACUGGAUGCCCUUGACUACUACAAAGGCGUGAAGAUGCAGCAGUACCGCUUCAGUGUCAUCAUGAACGAGCUCCACGGAACGGACAACGUGCCUUACAUGGUCACCCUCGUGAGCGUGGUCAACUGUCUCAUUUUUGGCGUGGACGACCUGAGAAAGAGGGUCAAGCUUCGCAACGAGUUCAUCGGGUUACAGCUACUGGAUUUACUGCCCAAACUAAGAGAGACCGAGGAUGUGGACCUGGAUGUCCAGUGUGAGACCUUUGAGGAGACCAUGGUGGACGAUGAGGAGGAGAUGAAGAGGGUGUACGGCGGCAUCGACAUGAGCAGUCACCAGGAGGUCUUCACCAUGCUCUUCACCAAAGUGAGCAGCUCCCCAGCCUCUGUUCAGCUCCUCUCCAUCCUGCAGGCCUUGCUGCUCGUGGGGCCUGAGAGGGGCGACCUCUGGCUGGUCCUGGAGGCCCUGACUGAUCGUGCCACCCUGCUGGCCCAGGACGCUCAGGUGGACUCCAGUGAACGUCUGAUGGAGCGCCUGCUCCACUCCAAGGCUCAGCAGGGCUCAGCCAAUCCCAGGCCUAAGGCCACCAACAAGGCGGUCCAAGUAAACUUGAUUGACAGCGCCGUGGACCAAUCAAAGAUUGUUGCCAAAGCCAUUGCCCCCGUGGUCUCACCCCCGCCUCCACCACCCUUACCUGGGAUGCCUCUCCCGCCGCCACCCCCUCCUCUUCCAGGUGCCUGUCUAAUGGCCCCACCACCUGCUCCCCCUCCUCCUCCACCCCCUCCACCCCUGCCUGGGAUGGGCCCUCCACCACCUCCACCCUUGCCUGGGAUGGGCCCUCCACCACCUCCACCCCUGCCUGGUAUGGGCCCUCCACCCCUGCCUGGUAUGGGCCCUCCACCCCCUCCACCCCUACCUGGGAUGGGCCCUCCACCCCCUCCACCACUGCCUGGGAUGGGCCCUCCACCCCCCCCGCCGCCACCCCCGGGUAGCGGAGAUGUGAUCGUGGCCCAGAGCGUGCAGUCGUUGGGAGGGUCGUACUACUCACAAGCUGCUCUUCCCAAACCUGGCCGCUAUCCAACACUCCGCAUGAAGAAGCUUAAUUGGCAGAAGCUGCCUUCCAGGGUGGUGUCUGAAAGCCAAUCCAUGUGGACAUUGGUUCAAUCGGACCUUCUGGAGCCAGAUUACUCCUGCAUAGAGAAGCUUUUCUGCCUGCCCGUCACUGACACGAAAACCCCAGGGACCGCCACGAGCCAAGUUAAACGGGAGCCCAAAGAGAUUUCUUUCAUCGAUGCCAAGAAAAAUCUCAACCUGAACAUUUUCUUAAAGCAAUUCAGAUGCUCUCAUGGGGACUUUAUGGCCAUGAUCCAAAAUGGGGACCGUUCCAAGUUUGAUGUUGAGGUGCUGAAACAGUUGCAAAAGCUUCUGCCAGAGAAACAUGAGAUUGACAACCUCAAGUCAUACCAAGGAGAGACGGAGAAGCUCGCUGGUGUGGACCAGUUUUACCUCCAGCUUCUAGCUGUGCCGUGCUACCCUCUGAGGAUCGAAUGUAUGCUUCUGAGUGAGGAGACCACGUCUGUGUUGGAGAUGCUGAAGCCCAAAGCCAAGCUGAUGUACGAGGCCUGCCAGAGUUUGAGGGUCAGUACUCUACUCCCAAGCUUCUGCAAGCUGAUUCUGAAUGUCGGGAACUUCCUCAACUAUGGGAGUUACACUGGGAAUGCUGAGGGCUUUAAGAUCAGCACCUUGCUGAAGCUCACCGAGACCAGAGCUAACAUGUCCCGGGUCACUCUGCUCCACCACAUAUUGGAGGAGGCAGAGAAGAACCGUUCUGACCUGCUGAGCCUUCCAGAUGAUCUAGAGAUCUGUGAAAAGGCUGCUGGACUUAAUCUGGAAUCCAGCCAGUCAGAAGCGAGCUCACUCAUCAAACGACUGAAAGAUUCAGAGAAAAAAGUUGAAACUUCUUCUGUUGAGGACAUCAAGCUGCAGUAUCUGACCUCUAUCCAGGGAAACCUGGAGGCUUGUGGUGAGUUGGAGGAACUGUUUGCCUCCGUCAACAAGCAGAAGGAGGAUCUGGCCCAGUACCUGUGUGAGGACUCUUCUCGUCUCUCACUGGAGGAGCUCUUCAGCACCGUCAAGUCCUUCAGGGAGCUCUUUAUCAAAGCCAUGAAGGACAAUCGGAGUCGUAGAGAACAAGCCGUCAAGGCCGAGAAGAGGAGGAUUCAACAACAGGAGCAGGAUUCCAAACGACCUAGAGGGGAGAACGGGAAGAUAAUCCGUAAAGCCCCCCCAGUGCAGGAGGACGGCUGUAUCAUCGACCACCUGCUAGCUGACAUCAGGAAGGGACACCGGCUCAAGAAGGCCCGGCCUCGGUCCGGCAGCGGUUUGCUGCCCUCUGUUGACAAUAAUGUGGACAGCAGACAGCCUGAGCCGCAUGGAAAUCUUGAGAGGUCCUCAGCUGUCAUCUCAGCGGACGGGAAUGAAGAUGAAUCAUUAGCAUCACCCAAUGAACAAACGCAGCCACUCAAAUUCCCAGAGGCAGGGGGACCUGCACCAGCCCUCCCCACAGACUACGUACCUAAAUCGGAUUCUCCAGAAACCGUUGGCCCUCAAGACCUCCAUACCCCAACGACUUCCACCACAGAGGACCAGGCCACCGGUGGAGAUCUUACCCAGAGUGGAGACCUCGAUGCCUGGAUGAAUUCCUGCCUCAUCCUCCCGGAAAGUGAACUGCACAUGGAAGUGGACUCCAAGGCUGAGGACGCUCGAGAAAACCCAAGGACAGAUGAGGAUGAUCCAAAGGACGGAGCUCCGGAAUCAACUGGGGAGAUCGAGGCUGAUGGAGCUGGCUUUGAGGAAUCAGAUCCAGCAGUUCCUACUUCGGAUAAGGACGGGGCUGACGGCGCAGUGUCUGCUGGAGAGACACAGAGAACGACGAGGAACAAAGGAAAAGUAGCCUGUCAUGCCAGCCUGUACAAUAGUGAAUUCAAAGAAGAAGGGCAAGGGCAAAAGAGAACAGUGACCUUGAUUGGAAUGAAGUUGGGUCUGCUUGCCAGAAAAUACAGCAUCAAAGAUACAACAUAUAGUACUUGCAGAUAAAUAUAUCAAGCACAGCUGUGGUGAAGAGACUGCUUCUGUAGAUUAGCCCUACCUACCUGUACUAGAUGAUGUUUUCGUGAGAAGCCAAUGUGUUGUUUUAAUGUUCACUGAGAUUAACUGCAUGUGAGCAUUGUGCCUUAUUUCCGUGUAGUUUUAAUAUUUUAAAGGGUACUGUUAGGUUCACUUAAAUUUGUCAUUUUAUGAGGUAAUAGGAUAUAAUUAAAGAUUUCCCCAAGUUUUUUUAUGCUCAAUAAGAACAAAUUACAACAAAUGAGAAGUUCACAUGAUUUUUUUAUGUAUUUUAAUUGGCAGUUUUCAUGUAGAUGUAACUGCGAUGAAUUGGUUGAACACACUUGGUAUAAAUACUGCUCAUUGGCGCCGUUGAAAAGCGAACUUUUCGAUGGCGUACAGUAGCUGGUUCCAUACUGAUGUGUGACACAACCUGUGAUGGACCCCAAAAAGCAACAAUUAGUUCUCUGAUGUGAUCAAGUCAGAUGGUAUUGCUCCUGUCCUAUAGCCUAUAUCAUGACUUCAGCUACAGAAUGUCUGCCUUAAGUGGAGGUUGUCACAAAUGCACUUUAAAACAUGAUCAUUGAUGCGGAAUACAUUUUCUAAAAGACUAGGUUUUAUAUAGAGGUAGAAACAGUUUAGUUGUACCUGUUACUACUGCCCCUUUUAUUUCCGAAUGAAAAGUAACUUUGAAGUCUCAGUACAGAAUAUCACAUAAUGGCUACAGUAUGUAGCCAGGCUUGAGUGGAAUAGUGAUCACUGGAAAGCAAUGCUGUCCUCAUGAAAGUUGUUGAUGUUGUCUUACGAUCAUUAUCACAGAGACUUUGUAAUCAGUCUCAUUAUGUAUCACAUGUUGCGAAUCAGCAAACUGUUUGAUUAGCUACAAAAAUAUGUUAUGAAGAUAAUAAAUUUCAGCCUUCCAGAA
Messenger RNA from Hypomesus transpacificus, 4645 nucleotides. RefSeq names its product inverted formin-2-like. Gene Ontology annotation, biological process: actin cytoskeleton organization. The transcript has 25 exons. Bases 1 to 3711 code for a protein of 1236 amino acids. Gene Ontology annotation, molecular function: actin binding; small GTPase binding. NCBI's taxonomy places the organism in Eukaryota, Metazoa, Chordata, Actinopteri, Osmeriformes, Osmeridae. The record is from RefSeq and is a predicted model, not a curated record.